Molecule: messenger RNA, 792 nt
Organism: Fusarium falciforme
Lineage: Eukaryota; Fungi; Ascomycota; Sordariomycetes; Hypocreales; Nectriaceae
Exons: 1
Coding region: 1-792 (263 amino acids)
Source: RefSeq, a predicted model, not a curated record
AUGUCAUCAUCAGAAGCCCCGACGGGCCCCAUUGAUACCGACCUUGAUUCUCAAAAUCUCCUCAGCUCUCGUUUAGAUGAGCUCGUCCGCUCCGGUGCUUUGACGGUCGGUCAGGGUCAUGAGCUAACGCUUGACAAGGACGGCCUUCCCAUUGUAAGUGACGUCGACCUAAAGACAAGGGUCAAGAAAAAUCCGGAGCAGCAGAGAUUGGAUGAUAUCAUCCAGUUCCUCGAAUCACCCGUCGCCCCUCAGUCUGUGGAUUGGACCAGGGCCCGGAAGGCCCUUUGCCAGUUGAGGGAUCAGGGUGUUUCCCGCGAAGGGGAUGCCGAUAUUAUAGCGUGGAAUAUAGCCAUGGAUGCUCACAAAUUCACAAUGCAAAGCCUUGAGCUCUUGGAGAGUCUUCUUGAGCUUCUCGAGGCCAAGAAAUUAGAUGCCGAUCGACUGAAACGGAUCAAUGAAGUGGCUCACGAUUUCCCGGGGCACGCAUGCGAUCUAGUCGGCAUCUCCACCCCUGACGAUAUAGAUGACAAUAUAUGGGACGAUGGCCUGGCAGAAAUGGUUCUGGACAAGAGCAUUGAAGUAUACCGAUGCAUCAAUGAGGCCUGGUCAGCGCUCCGUGACGGCCAACGACGAGGCUUCCUAGGAUCGUCGACCGAGCCCGAGCGGUACCUCCGUCGCUUUCUCGACCUUGAUGUGAUCAAGGCACUGAAGGGAUGGAGGGACCACGAUGCUUUUGUGAUCCUGGAGCGCAAGGUUAUUACAGCUCAUCGAUUGCGACAGGCAUCGACCUAA